Cydia splendana is the source of this 3692-nucleotide messenger RNA. RefSeq names its product mitochondrial dicarboxylate carrier (gene Dic1). Bases 158 to 1027 code for a protein of 289 amino acids. The transcript has 6 exons. Gene Ontology annotation, biological process: succinate transmembrane transport; oxaloacetate transport; phosphate ion transmembrane transport. Gene Ontology annotation, molecular function: sulfate transmembrane transporter activity; oxaloacetate transmembrane transporter activity; malate transmembrane transporter activity. Lineage: Eukaryota; Metazoa; Arthropoda; Insecta; Lepidoptera; Tortricidae. The record is from RefSeq and is a predicted model, not a curated record.
GUAUUUAUUGAAUUAAUUAUGUGUUAGGCUAGAGAUAUGGAAGUGAAAAAUAUAACAUUACACAACUCAUCAUCAAGACUGCCCUGAAUCGGAACAUCAGCCAUAAAUCCGUAUGAUACUCGUGCACUUAUUUUCCUGAUAAGAUAUUCAAAUAAAAAUGUCUUCAGAACCAGUCAAAGUUUCACGAUGGUAUUUCGGAGGUUUGGCUUCAGCGGGGGCAGCCAGCAUCACUCACCCACUGGACUUGCUCAAAGUACAAAUGCAAACACAAAAAGGGAAAUCAGAUUCCUUACUCAAACUCACUGGAAAUGUUUUAAAGAAACAAGGUAUUAUGGGCUUAUACUCCGGCAUAUCAGCCUCAAUCACACGCCAGCUUAGUUACUCCUCAGCCCGUUUUGGAAUAUAUGAAGUUUCUAAACAGUACUUUGCACCAAAAGAUGGCAGUGCUUUACCUUUCUACAUGUCUGCAUUCCUAGCUGGGCUGGGAGGCUUGGCAGGAGGGCUUGUAGGAAACCCCGCGGAUUUAGUCAACGUACGCAUGCAAAAUGACGUCAAACUGCCUAAGGAUAAUAGACGAAAUUACAAAAACGUGUUCCACGGGAUGUAUUCCGUGGUCCGGAAAGAGGGAGUGAUGCAGCUGUGGGCCGGGGCCAGCAUGAACUGCAGCCGAGCAAUUCUGAUGACCAUCGGCCAGCUCUCCUUCUACGAUCAGAUCAAAGAAUUGCUUCUCUCCACUCCGUACUUCGGGGACAAUGUCGUCACGCAUGUCACAUCCAGUCUUUGCGCCGGUGGUAUAGCAACAACGCUAACACAGCCGGUCGACGUGCUCAAAACAAGGGCAAUGAACGCGAAGCACGGAGAAGUGAAAGGUCUGUUAAGCCUCAUAGCUAACACGGCCAAGGAGGGACCCAUAGCGUUCUAUAAAGGGUACAUUCCAGCGUUUGCGCGACUCGCACCACACACCAUUCUGACAUUCGUGUUCUUAGAACAGCUUAGAAUAAACUUUGGUUUUGUCAAAGGGAAUUAGGUUUAAUUAGUCAAUGCUGCGUAGACAAUUUUGCAGUCUGGCCCGGGAGAUCCUUUAUGGUUUUGAUAGAAUCAACUGUGGACGAAUAUGUUGAAAUGCAUUGGUAUUUUGAUAUAGGUUCCUGAAUUUUUCAAUAAAACAUUGUAUAUGUGACUGCUGCCAUAUGGGUACGAUUUCACAAUAAAAAGUGAAAAUUAGGAUUACUCUGAAAUAUUACGGCGAAGAUAACUGCAUUUCAAAAUAUGUACAGUUAGACAAACUUCUGAAAACCGUGGAAACUUCCAAGACUACAGGCUGUUAUUCCUAGAUCUUGUAGAUACUUUUAGGAGCAUUUAGAGACAUGAAAAAUAAAAAAUAUCAGACUAUUUUUAAUCAUGGAUAAGGGUAAACUAUUGUAUCCGAAUUUCAAUAGCAAAUAGGAACAGUGACUAUGAACGAAAGAAUCGAGAAAAUAGUAUUUUAAAGUUCAAACUAAAGUAAGUAGCCAGUUUGUUUCCAGUUAAUCAAUUUAUUUAUUUAUUCCGUACCUAGUUCUAUUCUUCCAACUUUAGCUAGUCUUCCCGACGUACCCAUUUUUGCUCACAAUCGAACCAAAUACUUUAUCUUUAUGAUAAUGCUUACCAUGUAACAACUUAUGUACCUAUAAAUCGAAUGUACAAUAGUCAAUAAGGUAUUUUAAGGAUAAUUCAAAAGUUUCUAUUUUAUUUAUUUGAGCAUAAGUACCUGCACUAAAUCAUACUAUUAAAUUAUAAAUUUCCUAUAUUAUUUUUAUAUACCUUACAAAUAUACAAGAUAGAUAGACACGGACGAGUUAUGUCCGUUUAGUUACUUCCAUAGAAUAUAUUUUGUACCUAUUAUUUUAUAUUAGACUUACAAGUGUCAUCCAUCACAAGUGUUUAAUAUAUCCUGCCGGUAGCCGUACAUAAACUAUCUAUACUCUAUACAAACAACAACACUUAACUGACCAUAAGUAGACCUUAUGUCUUUGGAAUAAGGCUGACUGUCAGUUAAUAAUGUGGACGGCGGUACCUGCCAAUCUAUGUCGCAAAUAUCCUGCCUAAUUAUGUUAGUCAAAGUUAGCAGUUAUAAAGAGACAUUCAUUUGUAAGUAAAUGGUAUAAUUUUACUUGAUAGCCCUUGUGAAAAAUAACUCUAUAAGAGGCUAUAUAAUAUAACUAGGUAUAGUUAUUAUACUGUAUGUACCUAUUAAUUAAUAACGUUACUUUGCUAGGGUACUUAGUUCGAAUUAUACCUAACGCACGAAGUUACCUACAGCUCUGUCAAACGGGGGAAAACUAAAGUAUUCAUUUGCGAGUUGUCCCAAGUCUUGUGAAUGUCAUAUUUACUUUUCUAACAAUCUCGUGAACACGAAAAUUGAUUUUCUAUUGUUUAGUCUACACUGUGUUUGUGUUGCACAACGACUUGUUGCCAGUUUAACCGUACUUUGUAGGGUUACCGGUGGUUUGUUAGGUUACAGAUGUGAGAUAGAAGUUUCACUUUUAAAAUAACACUUGUACAGUCUGUGCUAUCAAAAUCGCUGCCAACUUAGCUUGGUCUAACUCUAUAUUAGGUAGGUACAUACAGACUCGCUUCUUCAAUUCCGUUACCAAUAUAAGGUUCCUAUAUUAGGGUUAGGGUAUAGGUUGAUUUUUUGGCUAAUUUCCAAAAAUUAAAUAAUGAGAGUUGCUAACGACUAUUGUUAACACGGACAGGCUUCUGCAAUUCUACGAUUGGCUAUUUUGCGUGAGAGACUAGUGCUAUUAACCACUAUAAAAGUUGUAUGUGUGUUUUAUUUAGUUUAUUAAAAUGUGUGUAGUGGCAAAAAGAAAUAAUCUAUAGAAUCAAUCGUCACGGUAUGUAAUUAAUGUAAUUAUUUGCACAGUGACACAUAUAUUUUGAUUACUUUUCGUGCACGUGCACUUAGGCAUUUUAUUAGUUUGACGUAAGUUUUGAGUUACUCAUGUUACCACAUAGUCUGUGCGGACAGAGAAGAGUCGUAGAAUGUAUCGGAUCCCAUACAUUUCACGACUCUACUCUUUCCGCACAGACUGUUACAAAUGAUUUGCGUUAUUUUUUUAAUUAUCUCAUAAAAGUGUAGGUAAACUAAAAACCACGUGACGCAGUAAGGUACAAAAUGUGCCCUUUGGCCGAAAGGCCCAGCAAUACCUACAAUCUUAUCAGAUAAUAAACAAAUUGUCGCAAAACAUAUGGGUUAAGGUGAUAAAUUAAAGUAAUAGGGAUUCAAGUUCAUUCCUGCAGGUCAUUUCAUACUUGUAAGUAAAUAUUUUUACGUUAAUUAAUAUCAUGUUUAGUUAUGUCGAAUGUUUUUAACUUAUUCUUGUUAUCAUGUUGGUAGAGUUAGACCAAGAAAAGUCUGCAGCGAUUUUGAUAGCCCACGCAGUGCAAGUAUUAUUUAACACGUCAUAAUUUCAUAGACGUUUGACGUUUAAAAAAAAUAACACUUGCACUGCGUGAGCUAUCAAAAUCGCUGCAGACUUGGUCUAACUCUACACAUUUACUUUGAAGUUGUUUUAUAAAAACACAUCUAAGAAUAAUAUUAUUAUAGUCUAAGAAUAUUUUGAUUCCAUUGUCUGUUAAUGGUUGUUACUGAAAACUUACAAAGUUUAGCUGAUAUAUGUUGAAAUAUAUGUGUAAUGAUUAUAAAA